This is a messenger RNA of Suncus etruscus (white-toothed pygmy shrew), 1047 nucleotides long. RefSeq names its product cyclin D1 binding protein 1 (gene CCNDBP1). Lineage: Eukaryota; Metazoa; Chordata; Mammalia; Eulipotyphla; Soricidae. Gene Ontology annotation, cellular component: nucleus. The transcript is spliced from 9 exons. The record is from RefSeq and is a predicted model, not a curated record. The annotation marks the transcript as partial. Gene Ontology annotation, biological process: regulation of cell cycle.
UCGUCGUCUCUGUCGCCCGCAGAUGAGGCGGCCGCCGCGCUGUCGAAGGAAGCCAGGAGCCUGGCCGCAGCCUUCUCCCGAGCCCCGCCGCCUUCCCCGCAGGAAACUCAGAGGUUCUGUGAAAAAAUCCAUGCUUCCAUCAAAACCAUUAUUGCAAUAUACUAUUCAUUUCCCAAGGAUCAAGGAAUCACACUGAGAAAACUGGUACGAAAUGCCACUUUGGACAUCAUGGAUGGCAUGGUUCAGCUUGUGAAAUUACUUGUCAUACCAGCUGAAAGGUAUUCUGUGAAUAGUGACUUUAUUUCCUGCAACAGUGUCUGUGAGGCAUGUGAGCAAGUGUCUCGGAUCCCAAGAGAUAACAAAGCUGCAGCUCUUUUAAUGCUGACAAAAAAUGUGGAUUUUGUGAAGGAUGCACAUGAGGAAAUGGAGCAGGCUGUGGAAGAAUGUAAUCCUUAUUCUGGCCUUAUGAACGACACAGAGGAAGACAACCCCAGUGAAGAAGAGGAUGUUCUGGGGUUUCCAAAUAACCAAGACUUAUAUUGGUCAGAGGAAGAUCAAGAGCUUCUGACCCCAAGCCUUGCACUGGCAAGAGCUGCUAAAGCCUGCCUGCAGAAAAUCCGGAUCUUAGUGGCAGAGAAUGGGAAGAAGGAUCAGGUGGCCCAGCUGGAUGAUAUUGUGGAGAUUUCUGAUGAGAUUAGCCCAAGUGUGGAUGAUUUGGCUUUGAGCAUUUAUCCACCGAUAAGCCUUCUGAGUGUGCGAGCCAGUUCGGAGGAACUUGUAUCUGUUUUAAAAAAGGCACUUGAAAUUACUAAAGCAAGUCAUGUGACCCCACAGCCAGAAGAUAGUUGGAUCCUUUUAUUCGUUAAUGCCAUCGAUCAUUGUCUGAAUAGAAUCAAGGAGCUCAUUCCAAAUGAACUUGAAUUUGAAUCAUGAGGUUUGGGGCUCCUUUGUUCUCUCUUCUUAUCUUUUCUUACUCAUAGGUAGGCAAUCUUAAGUUUACUUUUUAAAUGAGCAGGAAAGCUUUCUGGAUCAAAAAGACCCUCUCAU